UACAAUUGGUCAUCUUAGGGGAGGAUUAGCCUUCAUAGAGCAAACUCAGACUUUACAGCAAGAGGAGACCGUGGAGCGGUGGUAUUACACAUCAUGAAGAUUCCACGCAUCACUCCAUGACUGCCUACCGUCCUAGCUUGAUCAAAUAAUUGGACCCCCCCAAAUUUUCCACCAUAAGAGCGUACUUAAUUGCCCUUAUAUAUUAGAGCACUCUAGCCCUUCCUUUUGAUCCAUUUCUACUUCCAAGAGAACAACUUUCCAUCUAUGAGAUGGAUCUUGAAGAGUGGGAGCUACUACCCCAUGAUGGGUUCAUUGAUUACCAUGAAGAUGGUGAGAAGAAGACUUUUGGGGCAAGCAAACGUAGUAGUAGUCCUAAUCCCAAAGCCAUGUUCGACAUGAACUACUUCAUGUGCCCGUCUUCUCCGCCAAAACAUUCUAGGGUGGUUCCUAAUCAACUUGUUCCAGUUCAUAUUCAGUUGGAGCCACCAACAAAAACUAGCAAGGAUGUCCCAGAAGAUCAUGUAAUCUCCAAAAAAGAUGUGGUCUCCAUGGUACCUAUCGACCUAAGCGCUGUGGUUCCCUCUGUGACCAUGCCAGAAGUCAAAGAAGCUGAUCAAGACUCAGUUUCUCAAGUUUUCUUCAAGAAAAUGAAGGAAAAUGAAUUUGUCGACAUGAAAUUGGACUCUCCAAAGUCCUCAAACACCAAGGGUGGUUUCGCACCCCCUCAAAUUGAUGCUGGUUCUACUUUUAACUUUGAAGACAAAAGUGAUCAUCAGGGGUAUACAGGUGAUCAGGUCCUGGAGACCACCAAGAUUAGUUCUCCAAGGAUCAAGAGCACUGAAAACGAAAAUAGUACAAAAAAGGAGGUGAACUGGGAGGAGAAUAGUAGUGGCUUGAAUUUAUGGAAGUUGAGCUUAACUGGGAUUGGUGCUAUUUGCACUUUUGGUGUUGCAGCUGCUACCAUCUGUAUUUUCAUUUUUGGAAAUCAGCAAAGAAACAAGCAGCAACAACAGAACCAAAAGCUGAGCUUCCAGAUUUACACUGAUGACAAGAGGAUUAAGCAAGUGGUCCACCAUGCAACAAAAUUGAAUGAAGCAAUUUCAGCAGCCAGAGGAGUUCCUAUCGCUAGAGCUCACAUUACCUAUGGCGGCUACUACAAUGGUCUUUGAAGCAAAAAUGCCUACCAAAAAAAUCCCAGUUGUUCCCUAGCGGCAAUUGUGGUGGUGGAUCUGCCACGCUAGUUUACAAGGUUCUUAUAUAGGGUUGUCUCCAUCUUUUUGUACAUAAAAAUAUAUGUGAUGUUCGUGUAGAUAGCAGGUUCCUGUGAAUCCUGUCUGUAUCGGAGAUUCCUUGUGCUUAUGUGUAGGAGCCACUUGUUUGACGUUGGUAUCUUAUAUGUGCGCGUCACAGCACUAGCUAAAAGUUUGUAUUGGGAUUCAUGAACCAAGUAAUUCUGUGCUGGUCUAGCAAUGCUUAAACACCGAUGAACGCAUUAAGCAAUAAAGUAAACCAGAGCUAUGCAUUAUUAUACAAA
Molecule: messenger RNA, 1534 nt
Organism: Populus nigra (black poplar)
Lineage: Eukaryota; Viridiplantae; Streptophyta; Magnoliopsida; Malpighiales; Salicaceae
Exons: 2
Coding region: 270-1169 (299 amino acids)
Source: RefSeq, a predicted model, not a curated record